Galendromus occidentalis (western predatory mite) is the source of this 3040-nucleotide messenger RNA. RefSeq names its product Nuclear export mediator factor NEMF homolog Clbn (gene Clbn). NCBI's taxonomy places the organism in Eukaryota, Metazoa, Arthropoda, Arachnida, Mesostigmata, Phytoseiidae. Gene Ontology annotation, molecular function: ribosomal large subunit binding; tRNA binding. Gene Ontology annotation, biological process: rescue of stalled cytosolic ribosome; ribosome-associated ubiquitin-dependent protein catabolic process. Bases 132 to 2975 code for a protein of 947 amino acids. Gene Ontology annotation, cellular component: RQC complex. The record is from RefSeq and is a predicted model, not a curated record. The transcript is spliced from 9 exons.
GGCUACUUCUGCGCUCAGUCAGCUGUUCACAGAUCUAACUUUUUGCUUGCGUAGUAGAAUCUGGCCGAAAAAAAUCUUCGCCGUAAAUUGGCCCCUUCCUCAUGCUCACCUAAGGACCCAAGGCUCCCAAAAUGAAGGCGAAGUUCACGUCAGCCGAUAUAGUGGCGAUGGUUGGCGAGCUCAAGGCACUAGUGGGCAUGCGAGUAAAGCAGGUGUACGACGUGGACUCCAAAACCUACUUGUUCAAACUCGUCAGACAAGAGGAGAAAGCCGUAUUGAUUUUCGAGUCUGGUAUUCGAAUUCACACGACAGAGUAUGAUUGGCCGAAGGGAAUGGCUCCGUCUGGAUUCUCGAGCAAGCUCCGGAAACAUUUGAAAAAUAAACGUCUGGCAACAAUCUCGCAAUUGGGAGUGGACAGAAUCGUCGACCUUCAGUUCGGAAUCAACGAAGCCGCUAAUCAUGUUAUCGUUGAGCUGUACGAUCGGGGGAACGUUGUUCUCACUGACAAUAAUUUCAUCAUUCUCAACAUUCUACGGCCCCGCCAAGCGGGCUCUGAGGAUGUGAGAUUCGCUGUCCGCGAGAAGUAUCCUAUCGCUGGCGCCAUUCAAGAAGUACCCGAACCCUCACAACAAGAUGUGAUCGAGUGGUUGACCGCAGCUAAGGAAACCGAUACAGUGAAGAAGAUCAUCGUCCCAAAAGUGUUCUUUGGCCCCGCCGUUUUGGAGCAUGUUCUGCUAUCCCGCGAGAUCUCCGCCAAUACUAAGCUGAGGAAGGCUGUCUUGACCCCGGACUUCUUCAAAAGCAUCCACAGUUCCAUUGUCGAGGGCAACGCCUUCCUCGAGAAACUGAAGCAGCCCGACCUUUCCACUGGUAUCAUCAGCCUGAAGGUCGAACCCAGAGUGAAGGCUGCUGAGGAUGGAAGCAUGGAGAUUGCUUCGUACAACGAAUUCCACCCAUUCCUAUUCAAGCAAUUAGAGGGAAGUCGCGUGGAGCAUUUCGCCACAUUCGGUCAGGCGGUCGAUGCCUUCUUCUCAAUGCAGGAGCAACAGAAGAUCGAUCUACGAGCUCACAAUCUCGAAAAAGAAGCGGUCAAGAAACUAGAAAACGUCAAAUUGGACCACGAGAAGCGCCUGAACGCUCUGGAAGGAACUCAGAGGACCGACUUGGAGAAAGCAAUGCUCAUAGAGAACAACCUGGAGCUCGUGGAGAAAGCGCUGUACGCGGUUCGGUCCUUCGUGGCCUCCCAAUACAGCUGGGACGAGAUCGGGCACAUGAUCAAGGAGGCCCAACAUAUGGGCGAUCCCGUCGCUUGCACGAUAAAAGCACUUCAUUUAGACAGAAAUCAAUUCGGAAUGCUCUUGUCGAACUCGUUCGAAAACGAUCUCAGCCCAUCGGUGGUUGACAUCGAUAUCGAUCUCUCGGCCUACGCGAACGCCCGACGCUAUUUCGAUAUGAAGAAGCACGCAGCCCGAAAACAGCAGAAAACAAUCGAAAGCUCCGCGAAAGCUCUGAAAUCCGCUCAAAAAAAAACGAAGGAGAUUCUCAAACAGGUAGAACUCACUACCAAUAUCGCUCGCACGAGGAAAUCGUACUGGUUUGAGAAAUUCUUCUGGUUCAUAUCGUCGGAAAACUAUCUCGUUAUCGGAGGUAGAGACGCACAGCAAAACGAAGUGAUCGUAAAAAAAUACAUGACCAAAGGCGACAUCUACGUUCACGCCGAUCUGCACGGCGCCUCCAGUGUCGUCAUCAAGAAUCCGUCAGGCGGAGAGAUUCCUCCAAAAACUCUCAAUGAGGCUGGAACCAUGGCGAUUUGCUAUAGCGCCGCCUGGGAAGCCAAGGUUGUCACGUCGGCCUGGUGGGUACAUCACCAUCAGGUCACCAAAACGGCUCCGAGCGGAGAAUACCUGACGGCCGGAUCUUUCAUGAUACGAGGGAAGAAGAAUUAUUUGCCCCCUCUGUAUCUGAUAAUGGGCUUUGGCUUCAUGUUCCGUCUAGACGAGGAAAGCGUACCCGCGCAUCAGAACGACCGCAAGGUUUGGACCGCCGACGAGACUACCGCGGUCGAGGACAAUGCCAUCGAGCCGGAGGGCGUGGAUGAGCAGAACGAAAUCGACGUCAGUACCUCGGAAGACGAAGCCGGGGAGUCGGCUUUUCCCGACACCCAGAUCAAUCUCAUCAACCCGAUCGGAAACCUUCGGCAGAACAGUCUCGAGCCGGCGGCCGAUGAAGAAAUAAUCGUUUAUUCACAAGCGACGAAGUCGAAAACCACGACGGUUCAGGUCGAUAGAAAGAAAGUCAAAGGGCAGAAGAAAGGAGCCCCACCGCCUGCUGCCAAAGCUUCGGAGGGAGAGCAGAAGCAGCCGAAAAAGCUAUCGAAAGCCAAAAUGAGGAAAAUCAAGCAACGCUACGGAGAUCAGGACGACGAGGAGCGAGAACUCCGAAUGAAAAUUCUUGCCUCCGCAGGGAAACAAUCGCAAAACACUGAGACUGAAGAAGGAUACGACUGUCGGAGUGGUGGACAGAAGGAAGCGUGCGAUGACGAGGAUUCAGAGCAGAAAACGACAGAUCGGACCCUGCCGGAGAGCACGAAGACGGAAGCACGAACGGAAGAGCAGCAAGACGGAGUGGAAGAUGAGGACGACGCAGAUGAAGAUCUCCCGUCAACCGAUGACCUUACUGCCAUCUUGAAUUCCCUAACCGGAACUCCUCUUCCCGAAGAUGUUCUCCUAUACGGAGUCCCAGUUUGUGCCCCGUAUUCUAUCAUGACAAACUACAAAUUCAAGGUCAAAGUGACACCCGGCACGGCUAAGAGAGGGAAGGCUGCGAAAAUUGCCCUGAAUAUGUUCCAACACGAUAAAACGGCCUCUCAGCGAGAAAAAGAUCUCCUCAGGGUCACAAAAGAUCAAGACAUUGCGAGGAACAUGCCGGGAAAGGUCAAAUUAUCGGCGCCAAAUUUACAGAAACUGCGGAAAUGAAUCACUCCGAGCACUCAAGCUGUCUCCAAGAUGAACUGUUGAUAAUAAUAAAGAUAAUUAUGGUC